GGUUUUCCAGCUAAACGAGAACUGUACAUUGAAAUUGACGUACAAGUUAACGACGUCGCCCGAAACUGUGUGGGAAGAGAAUCAAAGUUAUUGACGAUAUUUUCAUUUGUACAACCACAAUCUCGAGGAUCUAUUUUGAAAACUGAGGAUAUUAUAGAGCAACAUCCAUUGCCAUAGCAACAAGUAAGAUGCAGGUGGAACAACUUCAAGUGGAUGACACAAGGCAUGGACUAAAGAGAACGCUAGCUGAGAUGGAAUCUAAAGAUGAAAUGUCUUCAGCAGAGUCACAGUUGAAGAAACGAUGUCUGAUGCCGUUUGUCAAACCAAAGGGUCUAGAAUCGAACAUAACACUCUGGCAGUUUCUCCUGGAAUUAUUGAUGGAUAAAAACAAUCAACCGCUCAUCACGUGGACCAGUAAUGACGGCGAAUUCAAACUUGUCAAUGCAGAAGAAGUUGCUCGUAGAUGGGGACUGCGAAAAAACAAGACAAAUAUGAACUAUGACAAACUAAGCAGAGCGCUUCGAUACUACUAUGACAAGAACAUUAUCAAGAAAGUGAUGGGACAGAAAUUUGUCUACAAGUUUGUUUCGUUCCCAGAAAUUGUCAAGACGGAGACAAAAGUGCCAUUUCGUGUCAAAAUGGAAUCCAUCGAACCCCAAGUAUCAAGACCUCAUAGCUAUCCCGGGGCUGACAACUCUACGACAACUACAAGCAGUAAUAGUGUACUUCCUAGGACUAUUAGUAGCUUGGUAAGCCCACAAAAUAGACAAACGAGUUACUCAAACCCGGACUUGACAGUGAAAUCACAAGCAGGACACGUAAACCACAGCAGACCAUUGUUCUCACCAAAUGUCAGUAAUUUCACUCAACUGACUAGCGAUGUGCAUCUUGUUAGUAGCACAGGAAAACCAAUCAGCACAGUGUGCACGACAAUGCCAUCACCAAUUAGCAGACCCCAGCCUAUCCAGCUGAGUAUACCAAUGCCUGUUAGCAAGCCAAGUAUGACACUGCCGGAGUUGCGCACAACCAUGGCCAGCCCAUCGUACACUGGUUUCCACCCUUCCCAUUUCACCUUUCCGGGCACACCUGUAGUGCUUUCAAGCCCCAUCAUCAGCCAAGGAACACCAACACCGCUGUUUUCUUUCCCAUUUUGGAGUACGAUGAGUCCCAUGGCACUCAGUCCGCAAAUGAGUUCUAUGAAUCAUUUUCAGUUUCCAAUCAUUUCCAAUAUUAAUGGACACAUGGCUGCCAUGCAAGGCUUCAUGCCGCCGGUUUCUGCAUUCAACGCAGUCUCACCAGUUCUGUUAUCACCGACGUCACAUAAACCAAUCAUUGCUUCUUGAAUUGAAACAUAGAACAGAAACAUAAUUUUUAUUUUAAAUGUGGAAUAAUCUAAAUAUUAGAAGUUUUGACGUGAGGAACUAUUUUCUAGAUUAUCUUGACGAAUUUAUAGGCGACUGACAACACAGUUUACACUACUGAGCUUUGAGAGAUUUUUAACAUUUUUAUCGUAUGAUCAGAUACUGUACAAAUGUAAACCUUUUUUUCUUCUGAUCUAAUCUGUAUAUACAUGGAACAUACAGCACUUAAAAGCCUUGAAUGCAAGAUUGCUCUUUACUUUAAACAAUAACCGAACUGUACAAACAUAUUUGCUGGUCAAAGAAAUGACGGGAUGCUGCAACAAAACGUUCAUGGCGUUUGUAAAGAACGGGUCAGAAUACAUUAAUCUAAUAAUUGGUAAACAAACAGCCAUUACUAAUAUUACAUAAAACCUGUUCUGAAUCAUGUAAAUAGAUUUACUCUUUUUAGGUUUUUGGAGUUGAUUGAUAUAAGUGGAUUAAUGUUUUCUAUAUUGCGUUUAAAAUAUUACUACUGAUUUCCAUGCCAUGAAAUUGUAUCAUGAUUUUGUUUUAAUUUGAAAAAACAGAGACGAUGAAAGAUGUUAUCUUAAAACAAAAAACCUGUUAAGUAUAUUUUAAUAUAGAAUAUUUUGAAAUUCAUGCCAUUUAUUUUACAAAAUUUACAGAAAUUACCACAUUUGUGAAAAAUUAUAUUUUUUGUCAGGCAAAUGUUUUCAUUUUUAUUCAGUUUCAUCAUUUGGGAUAUUUCAUGUAGUUUUAACAGAAAUGACAAAAGUUUGGAGUCAUCGAUGUUCCAAAAACUGGCCAUGAUAUCACAAAAGAUGUAGAAUAUAAUGCUGUUACCCCACCAACUGUUGUUUUUUCUUGCAAGCAUAGUAAAUUUUAACUUUAUUUGCAAAUUAAUCUUGCAUUCUCAUUGCCUUCUUACAGUUUUAUUGAGCUAUCUUAAAAAAUGUUACAUCUGUUUUUUUUAUUUUCUGAGCAUAUUCCUUGACUUUUGGUGUGCUUUUAGUAUACCAGGAACAAAAUAUAUUCUGUAUACAGUAGCAACAAUCAAAACAUGUUUUGAGUUUAUAACUCAACCUAACCAGACAUUUUAAAAUUUGCAAAUGUUAACUGCACUUUUAGAAAAAAAAGGAUAUUUGAACAACGUGUUGUAUAACCAAAUACAAAAUACUAAAACUGACCAAUCUAGUGAUACCCUCUUUUCAAUCUAUGUUUAAAUGGAUGAGACGGGAUUUCUCACUGGCAAAAUGUGCCACCAUUAAAUGACUGUGCCAAACAUUUUCACAACAUAUUUAUAGGAUAGGAAAAAACAUCAAUCUAUAUUAUGUUUACAGCGUUUGAUUCAUAUUCAAUAUAAUUGAUGUGACUCAAAGUUACAGAUAGAAUAAUAUGUUUUAGUGAACCCUUUCAAUGGUAAUCACAAAAAAUUCCAAAUUUUAUUAAUCAAGCAUAUUUGGUUCAAGAGUAAAAACAUAAAUUUGACAAGA
Molecule: messenger RNA, 2854 nt
Organism: Saccoglossus kowalevskii
Lineage: Eukaryota; Metazoa; Hemichordata; Enteropneusta; Harrimaniidae
Biological process (GO): cell differentiation; regulation of transcription by RNA polymerase II
Cellular component (GO): nucleus
Molecular function (GO): DNA-binding transcription factor activity, RNA polymerase II-specific; sequence-specific DNA binding
Source: RefSeq, a predicted model, not a curated record